CCCCCCAUCCCACUAGAACCAACCAUCACAAUGGCGGCGCCUGAGAUCAAGUACGACGACUACGACUUCCCGACUACUGCGCCGGAGCCCCAGCCCGGCCACCCUGGCCACACCACCCCCGAGCAGGAUGCGAAGGUGCAGCAGCUCCGGGCCGAGCUGGAGACGCUCGGUUACACCGAGAGACUGGAUACUCUGACGCUGCUGCGCUUCUUGAGAGCCCGGAAGUUCGAUGUUGCUGCUUCCAAGACCAUGUUCGUUGAGUGUGAGAAGUGGCGGAAGGAGUUUGGAACAGACGAGCUCGUCCGCACCUUCGACUACACGGAGAAGCCCCAGGUCUUCCAAUACUACCCCCAGUACUACCACAAGACCGACAAGGACGGAAGACCUGUCUACAUCGAGAAGCUCGGCAAGAUCGACCUCAAUGCCAUGUACAAGAUCACCACCGCCGAGCGCAUGCUGCAGAACCUCGUGACCGAGUAUGAGAAGCUCGCCGACCCCCGUCUGCCCGCCUGCUCCCGCAAGGCCGGCAAGUUGAUGGAGACCUGCUGCACCAUCAUGGACCUGAAGGGCGUCGGUAUCACCAGCGUCCCCUCCGUCUACGGAUACCUCAAGCAGGCGUCUGCCAUCUCCCAGAACUACUACCCCGAGCGUCUGGGCAAGCUCUACCUGAUCAACGCCCCCUGGGGAUUCAGCGGCGUGUUCAACGUCGUCAAGGGCUUCUUGGACCCCGUGACCGUGAACAAGAUCCACGUUCUCGGAUCCAACUACAAGAAGGAACUGCUGGCUCAGGUUCCGGCUGAGAACCUUCCCGUCGAGUUCGGCGGCUCCUGCUCGUGCGGCGGUGGCUGCGAGCUCAGCGACAUGGGCCCGUGGCAGGAGGCUGAGUGGUCCAAGACCCCCAAGUGGGCUCUCCCCAAGGAGGAGAUCAAGGCCGAGGAGGCGGCUGUGGAGAAGGAGGUCGAGGUUGAGGCUGCCCAGCCCACCGCAUAGAGCCUUUGCUUUAUCCACCGUCGGAUUUCUCGUUCUCUAUUUUGGAUCAAUAUGGUAAAAGCUUCGGGCACUAUCUUGCCAAUCUAUAUCCCUUCUUUUGCUUCUAGAAUUGUCUCGCUAGGGAAGGAGACAUCAGGGAUGCUUCACUCCUGUUUUGUCAAGGGUUGUUGUAGGAUGUCUUUGCGAUGGCCUGCCAUGCGUCGGAUAUCGUCAUUGUUUGUCUUUUCUUUUUUUUUUUUCUGGUCGUUUCUCUUUUCCUUUCAUCUUUUUUUUUCAAGUUAGAUAUCAAACACCAUAUGAGCGGCGCGAGGUGAUUUUAUAGAAUGGAGCCAGGGCAGUAAUGGGGGCGACGAUAAAA
Aspergillus heteromorphus CBS 117.55 is the source of this 1348-nucleotide messenger RNA. RefSeq names its product SEC14 family lipid-binding protein. Bases 31 to 990 code for a protein of 319 amino acids. The record is from RefSeq and is a predicted model, not a curated record. NCBI's taxonomy places the organism in Eukaryota, Fungi, Ascomycota, Eurotiomycetes, Eurotiales, Aspergillaceae. The transcript has 3 exons.